AUGUUUGUGGGCUUCCCAAGUCCUAUGAAAGCUUUAACAAUUAUUCUCUUAUACAACCUACGCCACACCAAACCCAACUCACCCCCACAACCCUCCGGCGCCCUCCCAAUCCUCGGCCACCUCCACCUACUCGCCCGCCAAUCCCCAACCCACCGAACCCUAUCCUCACUCGCCGACAAAUAUGGGCCCAUUUUCUCCAUUCGCCUCGGGGCCCACAAAGCCGUCGUCAUCAGCGCCCACGAACCCGUCCGCGACUGCUUCACCACAAACGACAAAAUCCUCGCAUUUCGGCCCGCCUCUUCCGUGGGCCUAUACCUCGGGUACAACUACGCGGGCUUUGGGUUCACCCAGGGCCCGUACUGGCGCGAGGCCCGAAAGCUCGUCCUCCACCACCUCCUCUCCCCGCGGAGGCUCGAGAAGCUGAAAACUGCCCGGGAGGCCGAAAUCCGGUCAAGCUUCGAGGAACUUCACGCCGGGGGCAAUUUCGUCAUUAUUAGCAAGUGGUUCGAGGAGUUGAGUCUCGACGUGAUCGUGAAGAUGAUAACUGGCAGACGGUACACGGACACUGCGCGGGGGAAGGGAGGCCGGCCGUUUAGGGAGGUGAUCAAGGAGUUUAUGUACGUGUCGGGUCAGUUUGUGUUGUCGGAUGCAAUUACGUUUUUGCCCCUGAGGUGGGUGGAUUUCGGGGGUUACAUCAAGGCCAUGAAGAGGAUUUCGGAGGAGUUGGAUGGUAUCACGGGAAAGUGGGUGGACGAGCAUUUGGAGAGGGGGGUAAAGAGCGAUGACGAGCGGGAUUUUAUUGAUGUGAUGCUUUCGGAGAUUGAUGAGAGGCUUUUGAGUUUCGGGCAUGCAAAGGAAACCAUUAUUAAGGCGACUAUACAGAACCUCAUCUUAGCAGGCUCGGACACCACAUCAAUCCACCUAACAUGGACUCUCUCCCUACUACUAAACCACCCCAACGUCAUGCAACGGGCUCAAUACGAAAUCGACUCAAACAUCGGCAAAAACCGGUGGGCCCAAGAAUCGGACAUUCCCAACCUACCCUAUCUCCAAGCCGUAAUCAAGGAAUCCCUACGACUCUACCCACCAGGCCCAAUAUCCGUACCACACGAGGCCUCCCAAGAUUGCUGCAUAAUGGGAUACAAAAUACCAAAAGGCACGCGGAUCAUAGUCAACCUCUGGAAGCUGCAUCGGGAUCCGCGAAUCUGGGCCCAGCCCGAAGACUUUGUUCCCGAGCGAUUUUUGGCAGGCCACGCGGGGGUUGACUUCAAUGGCCAAUUCUACGAGUUUAUACCAUUCGGGUCGGGAAGGAGGUCGUGCCCAGGUGUCACGUUUGCCAUGCAGGUGGCUCACUUGGUGCUGGCUCGUUUGAUACAAGGGUUUGAGAUCAAAACGGGAUUAGAUAAGGUGGUGGAUAUGAGUGAGGGGAUGGGGAUUACUUUGCCGAAGGCGACUCCGUUGGAAGUGGUUAUUACACCACGCUUGGCGAAUGAGCUCUACUAUAGCUAGAGACUGUUAUUACUCAUAUAUAUAUUAUCAUCAUUCUGUCAGGAAAUAUAUAAGUAAGAUAACCAUAUGAAUGUAAAAUAUUAAGCUACCUGUUUAAUUGGUUUCUGUCGUCUUGUGAUGGAAUUUAAAGUGGUGAGUUAUGAUCUCGGAUUUCCUUAGGUAAACAUGCGAAAAAUCAAAAUCAGUACAUAGUUUAAACGAAAAUGGAAUCCAAAACACUUCGUUUUGGU
Molecule: messenger RNA, 1739 nt
Organism: Striga asiatica
Lineage: Eukaryota; Viridiplantae; Streptophyta; Magnoliopsida; Lamiales; Orobanchaceae
Source: the annotation of a GenBank genome assembly